This is a messenger RNA of Drosophila eugracilis, 1215 nucleotides long. Its product is annotated as sulfotransferase family cytosolic 1B member 1. The transcript is spliced from 3 exons. Gene Ontology annotation, biological process: sulfation. Gene Ontology annotation, cellular component: cytoplasm. The coding region runs from base 79 to 1110 and encodes 343 amino acids. The record is from RefSeq and is a predicted model, not a curated record. Gene Ontology annotation, molecular function: sulfotransferase activity. Lineage: Eukaryota; Metazoa; Arthropoda; Insecta; Diptera; Drosophilidae.
UCCAACUGCUGAGCCGAUCAGUUCGAUUGAUCGCUUUCCACUUGAGCUUCAGUCAUCCAAGAUAUCGAUCCAGUAAAGAUGCCCCAGUCCAGCUUCUUUGCCAAGAGCGUCCCCUUCGACCAGAUCGACAAGCUGGCCAUCAGCGGCGGUUACUCCUCGAUCUUCGCCAGCAGUGAGCCGGCGGUUCCGGUAGUUGGAAAUUGGGAGCAGCGCUUCUGCCGCCUGGCGGAUACCUUCCAACCGGUCCUUGAUCGCGUAUACGACUUUGAGGUUCGUCAUGACGAUGUAUGGAUUGUUACCCUUCCGAAAUGCGGCACCACCUGGAUGCAGGAGCUGGCCUGGUUGGUGGUAAAUCAGUGUGACUUCGAGACGGCCAAGAGUGUGGAUCUCACACUAAGAUCGCCCUUCCUAGAAUUCAACGGAGUGGUUCCCAAUGUGCCACACGACACCAUCGCUGCAGCCGAUGCCCUGCCCUCACCGCGCUUGAUCAAAUCCCACCUCCCUGCCUGGAUGCUGCCAAGGCAGAUCUGGACCAAGAGACCCAAGAUCAUCUACGUGUAUCGCAACCCCAAGGAUGCGGCCAUCUCCUAUUUCCACCACUGGCGUGGAAUGGUGGGCUACCAGGGAACCAAGUCGGACUUCAUGCACUCCUUUAUCGAUGGCUAUGUGAACUUCACGCCCUGCUGGCCUCAUGUUCUGGACUUUUGGCAGCUGCGCCAUGAGCCAAACAUCUUCUUCACCAGCUACGAGAGGAUGAAGGGACAGCUGGGAGAGGUUAUAUCCGAGGUGGCUCAAUUCCUUGACCGCAAGGUAAGCCAGGAGCAGAUCGAGCGGAUGAAGCAACAUCUCUCCUUUGAGAGCAUGCGCGAUAACCCCGCCUGCAAUCAUGUCAAGGAGUUCGAGAGCAUGAAGGCAGCUGCCGGACGGGAGGUGGAGGAGUUCAGCACUUCCCCGCACAGGUUCGUUCGCCGUGGAGUCGUGGGCAGCCACAAAGAUGAGCUCACCGCCGACAUUAUCCGGGAGUUCGAUCUCUGGUCUGACAGCAAUCUGCGGGAUUUUAAAUUGAACAUGGAUGACUUUGCCAACUACAGCAAAUUCGCUUCCACGUAAUUCAGCUUAAUUAGUUUUUGUAUAAUAUACUCGUGCAUUGGUUAAACUUUGUUAAUAGUCUGUAAGUUGUGGUGAUAUACGCUUAAUAAAUAAUUGCUUCCCCUA